Molecule: messenger RNA, 5387 nt
Organism: Chelmon rostratus (copperband butterflyfish)
Lineage: Eukaryota; Metazoa; Chordata; Actinopteri; Chaetodontiformes; Chaetodontidae
Gene: arhgap46a
Product: Rho GTPase activating protein 46a
Exons: 10
Coding region: 112-3555 (1147 amino acids)
Biological process (GO): signal transduction
Cellular component (GO): cytoskeleton; cytoplasm
Molecular function (GO): GTPase activator activity; protein binding
Source: RefSeq, a predicted model, not a curated record
AUUCACUCCUCGGACCGCUCUGUAACUUACGUUGAGAGAACUAACUUUCAUCCCGACACCCGCUGAACACCGUCUUCCUUUCGUUUACGCCUUGUUUACGAUGUGAAGAAAAUGGCCGGGACAAGCUCUGACUGGGUGGAGAUCGUGGAGCCACGCUCCCAUGAGCAUAUGUAUGUGAACUUGACCACUGGUGAGUGCGGCUGGGAUCCCCCUUCAGGCGUUCCUGUCCGCCAGGCAGACGGUAACCAGUGGUGGGAGCUGUUUGACCACCACAGUGGCCGCUUUUACUACUACAACUCUACUGGGAGGCGCACAGUCUGGCAUCGACCUCAGGGAGCCGAUAUAGUGCCCCUCUCCCAGCUCCAGGCCAUGAGGCGAUGCAGUGAGGCCAAGCGAGCUGGAGGGAGCGUGGACAGGCACCACCAUGGGACCACUGGGAGUAUCGGCAGUGUAGGGAGCCAGGGGCGCCGCACUCCUCUGCCCGAGCAGGAUGGAGAGAGCCCUGUCCCCAGAGUUCUUGACACCAAUGAAGAGGCUGCCAACCCCGAGCUAGACCCAGCAGUGGACAGCAGAUUGCAGGGAGAUGGAAGCAGCACCGAACACAGCACAGAUGGCAGUAAAGACCCACAAAGGGAUGCUUCUCAAAAAUGGCAGCCUGCACCUGGUUCUAAGGCAGCCAUGUUGGUGAAGGUGAACAGCAUGAGUCGCAGCCAGCCCAGCCCAGCCUUGCAGCAGCAGCAGCACCUCCAGCACAGCACACACAGCAAAGCCAACACCUUCACCUUGCACCCCUCUAGCAACAAGGCCCAAGGCGGGCACACAAGUUCUUCCCAGGGUUAUAAAACUGCCCCCUCUGGCAAAAUGGCAGCCGACACACGUCAGGCCCAUCACCUUAGAAAGGCCAGCAAUGGCAGCUUCUGUUUGGUGUCAUCAGACAGUAGCCAUCCCAGUCCACUCCUUCACAGGUCACAGACCAGCACACCACGUCCCAUCUCCCCCCAUUAUGGUUGUACUGCCCCAAUCUAUGACGAGCCAGUUUCAGACUAUCCCAUAUAUGAUGAACCCCCAAUAGACAUGGAGGUCGAGGGGGCACACCUGUACAACGGACAACCUCUGUCUCGCUUGACACCUACCCAUAGCCUUCAAAAGCCCAGACAGCUCCAGCACCCUGGAUCAUCUCAUUCAGGAUCCAGGCACAGGAGGAAUCCCUCUGCCUCUGAUUACAGCCCAGCUGGUCUGGAGUGCAUCAAGCACAUGGUCAACGUGGACCCCAAACAGGGGCUCCUAUCUGGCUCCCCUGUACCCACACGUACCCCUUCCCCUACCUCCAGGCAGGAUCCUGUCUUGACCCAGCCACAUCCGCAGCCCCAGGCCCACUCUUUGCCCCAGGUUCGGGGCCAGUUGAGGGACAGAGAGCCAGGGACCCCAGGCCCAAGUACACUGGACAAGAAGCAAAGCUGGCGGGUCCUUGAGGCCACUGUCCAACGUGCCAUGGAGGCAAGACACAGCAGGCAGAGCAGCCAGGCCUCACAGGACUUCCCCUCAUCAACCCCCCAGGCCAUAGCAAACUAUCAAGACUCUGGUUACUCCACUGGCCCAUCACCAAGCCUGAGAAGAAAGACCAGGAGGAGAGUGGGAGCCGGUGGCGGUGCAGGAGGCAGGCCAGGCUCUGUAGGCAGCAGCGGGGAGCUGUGCGCCCUCAAUGAGCGGCUGAUGGCUGAGAUGAGAGAGGUGGUGAGUCGUUCGAACACCAUGAGGGAGGUGAGAGCGGGGCUGGACCCGGAGAUGGGGGAGCGGGUAGUCGUACCUCGGACGCGCUCCCCUGCAGACUCACUCAGGUGGUAUGGAGGAGGGGGAGGCGGGUCAGCAGGCAGGUGCGCAUCACGAGAGGACCUCACCCCCCGGUCACUGAGUAGGGCAGGUAACCAUAGCAACCCUGCACUGACCCCUUUGGAGAUACCAGGGAGGCAAAAAAGGACCUAUGAAAAAGUGGAUACCUUGGAGAUGAGUGUGAAUAGCCAGGCUAGCCUGUCCUCACCAGAGACCCCAGGACCGCCCUCCCAGGUGGGCACCCUAGAGCUGCAAGCUCAGUUGGAGAGCAGGAAGAAAGGCAUGGUGGAUGGGCGGACGGCUUCCCUGGGUCCCCAUCGCCCUGCCAACCAUGACAACAGAGAGGGAGGUGAUGGGGCAGGAGAAAGAGCGCGAGGAUCCUCCUACCAGCUCUCCUACGCCACCCUGCGGCAGCCCCCACCUCCCACCAUGGGCAUGGAGGACUGGGCCAGCAAGCACCUCAACAUGCACACGCAAGGCCUGUUCCGUCGCCGUGUCUCCAUCGCCAACAUGCUGUCGUGGAACCGCGGAUCCAUCAAAAAGCCCAUGCUAGUCACCAGCAACCGUGCCGUUAGGAAAGAGGCCUGCGAGAUGUUCAAACUGGUGCAGGCCUACAUGGGAGACAGGCCUUCGCGUCUGGACCGCCGCCACUGUGCCCUGCUCAUCGUCACCAAAUGCUGGGACAUGCCAGGGCUGCGGGAUGAGCUGUACGUGCAGCUGGUGAGACAGACUACAGGCAAUGCCAGCCCCAGAAGCUUGGCGGCAGGCUGGGAGCUGAUGGCUGUCAGCUUGGCAUUCUUUGCCCCCUCGCCCAAGUUCCGCUGCUACCUGGAGGGCUACAUCCAGAGACACACGGAGCCCACCAGCGACAAGAAAUGUGAGUCUCAGACUGAGCAACAGGUGACUCACUUCAUAUUGGAACAGCAGGAUCUUAAGAUGAAGAAGAAUUCAAAGUCGAGAAAGAAGCGGAAACAGAAUACAGAGGAGGAAGAAGGUCUGCCUAUAAGCACAUAUGCCAAGUUCUGCCAUCGGAAGCUGCAGAAGGUGGCGAUCACUGGAGGCAAAAAGGGUCUACGUAAGCCUACGUUGGAGGAGAUUGACCACAGUAGGCGGGCCAUCGUCACUCCCUCCCUGUUUGGCAGCUCACUGGAGGAGGUGAUGGAGAGGCAGAGCGAGCUCUUCCCAGACAGGAAACUGCCCUGGGUGCAGGUUCAGCUUUCCCAGUAUGUUCUGGCUCUGGGCGGGGCUCAGACCGAGGGCAUCUUCAGAGUGCCUGGAGAUAUUGAUGAAGUGAAUGCGCUGAAGCUCCAAGUGGACCAGUGGAGGAUCCCAGAAAAUCUCUCUGACCCCAAUGUUCCAGCCUCUCUGAUGAAGCUGUGGUAUCGGGAGCUGGAGGAACCUCUCAUCCCAAUGAACUUCUACAAGCAGUGUGUUAGUAACUGUGACGACCCAGUGGCGGCCAUAGCUGUGGUUCAAUCUCUGCCUGAGCUCAACAGGCUGGUGCUCUGCUACUUCAUCCAUUUCCUACAGGUAUUCGCUCAGCCAUCCAACGUGGCUAUAACCAAGAUGGAUGUGAACAACCUGGCCAUGGUGAUGGCCCCCAACUGCCUUCGAUGCCAGUCCGACGAUCCAAGGAUCAUCUUCGAGAACACACGCAAGGAGAUGUCCUUCCUGAGAAUGCUCAUCGUUCACCUGGACACCAGUUUCAUCGAAGGGGUGGUGUAGACACUGUGAACCACAGAGCCCACCUCAGGUGCUCAAUCAGCCCUUGGGCAUCUCCGGUUACACAUUUACAAUCAUGCAUAAACACUGUUUCUGUUCAGACCACACUGGAAACUCUUGGUGAGAUAUUACACCUCUUACAACACAAGGAGUGUGAAAACAGCUUGGACUUUGGACCCUUGUUCCCACUCAGUUUCUCAAGGCGUUUACACACUGGGGACAUGUCAAAUAGACAACACGGAAAUGCUAAAUAUACACAUGCGAAUAUAUUUGCCAUCAAAACUAUUCAUACUGGCAGUGAAGUGAAUUUGGGACAGUUGCAACAUUUGUUGAAUAAAAGGUUUGAAUAAAUGUGCUCAGUACACUGACUGAUAGACUGCCUGCAAAUCAAACAGGGUGACUGUCAGUUUGGCAUCAUCUACAGUUGAUUAGUAAUUCCUCUAGAUGGCAGCAUCUACUUUUUCCUGCUUCAGUGCUCUCCUGGUCAGCCUUCAGAUAUAUCAAAGGUGCUCCGUACAGACUAUAAGACAUUAGCUUACAUUAACUAAUCAUGCUAUGACACUGUUGCCUUGCUACCUCCUCUAGUACAUUCAAAAGUAAAGUAAUACAGGGUGAGGAGAAACACAAUCAACAGGUCCACCAUUCUUAACAAAAUGCCCCCAGCGUGGAAAGCCUUUACUGAAAGACGACACAUCACCUUAGGUUUCACUGUGUUUUUGAUGCUCAAAUCAACAGUGACGGCUUUAAAGUGGUUCACUUUAAUGACUAACUGCUGCAUGUGGAAACAGAUUUACUCUUGAAUUUCUUACUGAAUUUGUUGGACAACUGGGCUGUGUAAGGUGAGAGUCUUACAGUAUUUACUUCAGAAGUAUUCACUUGCACAACAAAAGUAAAGACAGCGGUGCUGAAGCUCUGCUUUUUUUCUCUGGUUUCACUCAAGCGUGUUUGUGUGUGUGAUUGUCAGAGUGUGAACGGAAGACACAGCCUUCUUUUAUAAUGUACAGAAAAAAUUAAAAUAUGAAAAGUAAAAUAACUCUUAUAAUGGUGUCUUAUUAAUAAGCUUGCCUGUGCCGUUUUGAGUAGUACUGAUAGCUGAUCUCCUCGUAUUUCAUUUUACGAGACACAAGAAGCGACGCCACCACAACUAUUUUGACCGAGUACAGAGCCAUCAUUUCAAAGCACAUACUUGAAGGAUGUGCAGAAGGCUCUUUUUAACGGGAGGUGGCGAUUUUCUAAGAAAACAAACUUGGAAGUGCUUCAAUUUUACAACUCUAAACACUCAAGUGAAGCCGGACGAGAGUGUUGUGAUAGCAGUUGUCAUAGUGAUGUGGGAGGUUGGUUAUUCAACUGGUAACGCUCUUUCUCUAUGUCUCUGAAUUGGAAUUGUGUUCUCUUUUGUUUGUGGUCUGUAUGUUUUUUGGCUCAGGUCUUAUGAUAAAACGGGUGUUGGAUGUUGGAACUGUACAUGGCCUCCCUCACAGACUCAAAAUUUGUUUCAUCUACCACAAUCCCCUGUAUUGAGAAUGGAGUAUUGUUCAACUGUCAAGCACUAUGAGAAUGUAGAUGAAGCUUUUUGUGUCCCCUCUCAGGCUUUGCCGAUGUAAAUAAAUUCUGUGUGUAAAUAGUAUUAACUCUCCUUAAGUGUAUUCUAAUGAUCCAGGUUAAGGGUGAAGUUAAAUGUUGCUGGAAAGAGCAAUAAAACGUGUUUUUGUAAUUAACUGUUAAUUUCUCUGCUGUAACCGCCUGCCUUUUGAACAUAGGACUGAUUCAAACCACUUUCCAUGUGUGUAUAUGUGUGUUUGCAUACCUUCUUGUUAUAAUAUGGAAUGGCUGUC